Molecule: messenger RNA, 553 nt
Organism: Paramecium pentaurelia
Lineage: Eukaryota; Ciliophora; Oligohymenophorea; Peniculida; Parameciidae
Source: the annotation of a GenBank genome assembly
AUGUUUUUUAAAUAUGAAAUUAGUGGAUAUGAUUAUAUAUACUAAAAAUAUUAAUAAGGUUUUAAUUAAAAUUAACACGUUUCAAGAAUGAUUAGAAAAGAAUUACAAUUAUUGAUAGCUGUUGGAGGAAUUUACUUCUGCUAUUUCAAAGUUGGUCUUAUAUAGGAGGAUUUGUAAAUUAUGUAAUUAUUUGCAAGAUUCAAGAGUAAUUUUGGUACUAUGGAUUUUCCAUCUCCGAAAUUUGAGUUUUCAUCUGUGUUAAUAUUUUUGUAAAUGCUUAUAUACAAUUUAUUGUGUAUGACAAUGAUUUUCAGAAAUAAAAUCAAAUUUGUAUGCACAAUUAAAGAAGGAGCAUAUUUAGGAUUAUUAAACUUUUCAUCAAUGAUUGGUGCAUUAACUGCAUUAUAGUAUGUAAGUUUUCCACUUUAAGCUUUGGUGAAAAGUUGCAAGUAUUUAUUUAUGAUAAUUAUAAUUGAAUUUUGUCUGUGUUAGUAGUAGGAUUGGUGUUAGGAAAUCAAAAAUUCACAAAGUAGCAAAUACUUUGUGGUUUGAU